AUGACUCAGUUCAUUCCGCGCAAUGUCUUUCCCAACUACGGGGCUAUUCCACGGUCCUAUUUCCUGGGACACCACCGGGCUGGUCUAACUAAAAUGAAGAGCAUGCUCUCCUCUAUUGACUACGUGGUGGAAUGUCGUGACUACCGAGCCCCUGUGACCUCCAUCAAUCCCAUGUUCGAGGAGGCUUUAGGCAAGAUGCGACGACUGAUCGUUUACACAAAGCGAGAUCUUGGGAGUCUUCCCAAAUCCGCUGCCCAAAAGACAACAGAACGCAAGCUACAAAGCUUUGACCCGCAGAGUGCUGUGUUCUUCACGAGCUCAUCUUCCCGCCAGGACGUCAGUCAUAUUAUCAAACACCUGCGCAAUGACGCCGAAGCCCUCGAUAAACUUGUCGGAUGUCGUGUACUGGUCGUCGGGAUGCCAAACGUUGGAAAGUCGACCUUGAUCAACAACCUACGCAACUCGGGCGUCGGCAAGGCAAAGGCAUUGAAGACUGGCCAGCAGCCUGGUAUCACACGGAAAAUCGCGACCCAAGUCAAGAUUAUCGAACGCGAGGAGGGAUCACACGUAUACGUGCUGGACACACCGGGUGUCUUCAUGCCCUAUGUUCCAGAUGCUGAGAACAUGCUCAAGCUUGCACUUUGUGGCUGUGUCAAGGACAACGUCAUAUCACCAGUCACGCUUGUGGACUAUCUUUUAUAUCAUAUCAACUUGCAUGACCCGUCAGUUUACAAACGCUGGUCCGAGCCGACGAACGAAGUUGUUCCGUUGCUCGAGAGCUUUGCGCGUCAAACUGGCCUGCUUGGGAAAGGCGGAGUUCCCAACACUGAGGGGGCUGCGCUCAAUUUCAUAUCGCGAUGGCGACAAGGCGAGCUAGGUCGAUUUUUGGUGGACGACCUUGAAGCCGAGCAACAAAAACGGGACGACCCCGACCAAAAGGAGCGCAUGAGCAUGACCCAAGCUUUGAGGGCAACAAGGGGGGCUCGGAAGAAUAAGCCCAAUGUGGCUAGCAAACUGUAA
This is a messenger RNA of Penicillium olsonii, 1020 nucleotides long. The record is from the annotation of a GenBank genome assembly. Lineage: Eukaryota; Fungi; Ascomycota; Eurotiomycetes; Eurotiales; Aspergillaceae.